UCGGUAACCGGCAACCGUGGAUUUAUAUAGAUUGAGAGCUUCGUGGGGUUUUAGCAUAGGUGGCAUGGCAUGGAUUUUAGGAAGAGUAGUGGGGGGUCUGUGGAUGGAGGCGCUGUGGAGAGAUCCAUGAAGUGACAGGUGUAUAAUUAUUAUUAAAGAAAAGAAUUAUAAAAUUAAAGACAUGUCAUCGUCACAUUUAUCGACGGGGCGUUUGAACGUGGGAAUCCUUCAAGAACAAGCAAGGAAGGAAUUGCUUUGCUUGCUUGAAAAAUGCGAUGGGAAGAAGGCGAUCAUAUGGGACCAAUCUCUUGAAGGACCGAUUGGUCUCGUAGCGAAAUAUAAUUUACUCGAGGAACACGAUGUGGUCAAAAUGUACCGUCUCUGCGGUGGUAGCUUAACGAUACCGCCAAAUAUCGUUAAUAUAAUAUUCAUAACUAGACCACAGUUAGGUCUCAUGGACUUAAUAGCUGAAAACGUUCACGGGGAAGAGGGGAAAAGACCACGUAAAGAAUUUCAUUUAUUCUUUGUACCAAGAAAGAGUCUCCUCUGCCAAAAGAAACUUCAAAACAGAGGCGUUUUCGGCAGUUUCACGCUAAUAGAAGAGUUCAAAUGCGAUCUAUUUCCUUUCGAUAACGAUCUCCUUUCAAUGGAACUUAGCGCGUCGUUCAAAGAAUUCCAUUUGGAAAACGAUCCCACUUGCCUUUAUCAAGUUGCUCAGGCAAUUCUCGGGUUGCAGAAAUUAUAUGGGAAGAUUCCUAAGGUCACGGGCAGGGGCCCUGCCGCUAGCAAGGUCUGGGAAUUAUUAGAGAAAUUGAGUAGAGAAGAAGAGGACAAUAAAGCAACGUCUUCUCAAGCGUCUACUAUAGAACAUUUAUUAUUAAUAGACCGUUGCGUUGAUUUACUCUCGCCUUUAGUUACGCAGUUAACUUACGAAGGAUUGAUAGAUGAAAUUUUUGGUAUAAAAUACAAUACAGUGCAACUGCCAGCGAAAAAAUUUCAUGACUCCCAAGACUCCCCGACUACGAUGUCUCUUAAUGAGAAGGAACAAAUCAUAUUAAAUUCCGGAGAAGAAUUAUUUGCGGAAAUCAGAGAUAAGAACUUUAAUGGGGUAGGACUUGUCCUUAGUAAAAAGGCUAGGCUUAUUUCGUCGCAAUUUGACGAAAGGCAUGGGGAUAAGAGUGUGCAAGAGAUUAAGCAAUUCGUAGCUCGGUUACCACACAUGCUGGCUACGAAACAAUCGCUAGCCAAACACACGACGAUAGCAGAGAUGAUAAAGGAAGUAACGGAUUCGAGUAGCUUCCUCGAAUCCUUACAAGUUGAGCAAGAGUUAUUAAACUGCAUGGAUACAGACAAAUCGAACUCCUUUAUCGAAGACAUGAUAGCCCAGCAGCAGCCGUUGUUAAAAGUCCUACGACUUCUUUGUAUCCAGUCUUUAACAAAUUCCGGACUUAAACCAAAACUAUUAGAUUACUAUAAAAGGGAAAUAAUACAUACUUAUGGUUACCAUAAUCUACCAACUAUAUUAAAUUUAGAGAAGGCUGGGUUGUUAAAGCAGCAACAGUCUGCGCGCCAAUAUGCAGUUUUACGAAAAGCUUUGAGGCUCACCGUUGAAGAUGAGAGCGAAAUUACACCGAAGGAUAUUAGUUAUGUACAUUCUAUUUACGCGCCGUUGAGCGUUCGACUUGCUGAGCAGCUUGUACAACCAAAUGGGUGGCAGGGCUUAAACGAUGUUAUGGGCUUGCUACCGGGUUCUACUAUUAGCAGUACUUCGCCUAAUGUUCCAUCGUCCGCGAGAAGGAAUUCUAUCAGUAGCGAAGAUUCUAAUUCCGAGCCACCGAAAUUAGUAAUGGUAUUCUUCAUCGGUGGAUGUACAUUCGCAGAAAUUUCUGCACUGAGGUUCUUAUCCCAACAAGAAGAUAUGAAUGUAGAGUUUGUUGUUUGUACUACGAAGCUAAUAAAUGGAAACACAUUCCUGACAUCGUUAAUGGAGAACUUAGAAAGUACAUAAUUUAUGUAAAAUUAAUUAUUACUUCAUUUAGACAUCACUGACAUUUAGAAAUAGCAGAAAUCCUUCUGUGUUAACAAAAUGCAUUUAGUGAAGAAGAAUUUCACUACAGGUGCAAUAGAAAUGCUAAUUCUGUCAUACAUAUGAAGAAAAUGAAUUUUUAUACCAUUUUUAUAAAUUAAGUAAUUGUAUAUAAGGAAUGUAUAUAAAGUUGAAUUUACGUUAGCAUAAUAGUAAGAGGAAGAUUCAGUUCAGAAUAAAUUAUUUAAUUAUAGAAUAUAAAAUAAAUGUUGGAGGAAUGUAAAACAUGGAUGAAUGAAACACAAAGUGUUAGUAUGUGUGAAAGUGUAGAAGGGGAAAAGAGAACGGGGUGAAAGAUGAGCUAAGAGAAUGAAAAGGUGAAAAGGGAGAGAGAGCAACAUAAAUUAUACAUAUAGAGUGUGUGCAGACAACUAUAUUGUAAAAGGCUACAAUUAAUAAAUACUACUAAAUAAAGAGAAUCCUAA
Molecule: messenger RNA, 2511 nt
Organism: Ceratina calcarata
Lineage: Eukaryota; Metazoa; Arthropoda; Insecta; Hymenoptera; Apidae
Gene: car
Product: vacuolar protein sorting-associated protein 33A
Exons: 8
Coding region: 182-2008 (608 amino acids)
Biological process (GO): vesicle-mediated transport
Source: RefSeq, a predicted model, not a curated record